This is a messenger RNA of Jaculus jaculus (lesser Egyptian jerboa), 3604 nucleotides long. RefSeq names its product engulfment and cell motility 1 (gene Elmo1). The record is from RefSeq and is a predicted model, not a curated record. The coding region runs from base 258 to 2441 and encodes 727 amino acids. Gene Ontology annotation, cellular component: guanyl-nucleotide exchange factor complex; plasma membrane. The transcript is spliced from 22 exons. Gene Ontology annotation, biological process: actin filament organization; cell motility. Lineage: Eukaryota; Metazoa; Chordata; Mammalia; Rodentia; Dipodidae.
GCCAGGCAGGGACGGUUCUGCGGGCCUCUGGACAGCUCCGGAGACGCACUGAGUGUUUUUCCUGAGGCCAGCGCGCUUGGAACAAUGUGUCUUCUGCCUCCAGCCAGUGCCAAAGGGGAAAUUGGGAACAGUCUCUGAGUGCUUUUCUCCCUUGUACAACAUUAAGGUACAGAAACGUGUGGCUACCCUCGCCCUAAGAUCCCCGAUUCCACUGGCUUUGGAGAAUCCACUGGUUUUGGACUUUCUUGGGUCUUACAAUGCCACCUCCUGCUGACAUCGUCAAAGUGGCCAUAGAGUGGCCGGGUGCCUACCCCAAACUCAUGGAAAUUGACCAGAAAAAGCCACUGUCUGCAAUAAUAAAAGAAGUCUGUGAUGGGUGGUCUCUUGCCAACCAUGAGUAUUUUGCACUGCAGCAUGCUGACAGUUCAAAUUUCUACAUCACGGAAAAGAAUCGCAAUGAAAUAAAAAAUGGCACUAUCCUUCGAUUAACUACAUCUCCAGCUCAAAAUGCUCAGCAGCUCCACGAGAGAAUCCAGUCAUCGAGCAUGGAUGCCAAGCUGGAAGCCCUGAAGGACUUGGCCAGCCUCUCCCGGGACGUCACCUUUGCUCAGGAGUUCAUAAACCUGGAUGGCAUCUCUCUCCUCACCCAGAUGGUGGAGAGCGGCACUGAACGAUACCAAAAAUUGCAGAAGAUUAUGAAGCCUUGCUUUGGAGAUAUGUUGUCCUUCACAUUGACAGCUUUUGUGGAACUAAUGGACCAUGGCAUCGUGUCGUGGGAUACAUUCUCUGUGGCUUUUAUUAAGAAGAUAGCGAGUUUUGUGAAUAAGUCAGCCAUCGACACCUCAAUCCUACAGCGCUCCUUGGCCAUUUUGGAGUCAAUGGUACUGAACAGCCACGACCUCUACCAGAAGGUGGCACAAGAGAUCACCAUUGGCCAGCUCAUUCCCCAUCUUCAAGGGACAGAUCAAGAAAUCCAGACCUACACCAUUGCUGUAAUUAAUGCACUUUUCCUGAAGGCUCCUGAUGAGAGAAGACAGGAGAUGGCAAAUAUUUUGGCUCAGAAGCAGCUGCGCUCCAUCAUUUUAACACAUGUCAUCCGAGCCCAGCGAGCCAUUAACAAUGAGAUGGCACACCAGUUGUAUGUCCUCCAAGUGCUCACCUUUAACCUCCUGGAAGACAGGAUGAUGACCAAGAUGGAUCCCCAGGACCAGGCUCAAAGAGACAUCAUAUUUGAACUUCGAAGAAUUGCUUUUGAUGCAGAGUCUGAACCAAAUAACAGCAGUGGCAGCAUGGAGAAACGCAAGUCCAUGUACACCCGGGAUUAUAAAAAACUUGGCUUUAUUAAUCACGUUAACCCUGCCAUGGACUUUACUCAAACUCCUCCUGGGAUGCUGGCAUUAGACAAUAUGCUCUACUUUGCUAAGCACCACCAGGAUGCAUACAUCCGGAUUGUACUGGAGAACAGCAGCCGAGAAGAUAAGCAUGAAUGUCCCUUUGGUCGCAGUAGCAUAGAGCUGACCAAGAUGCUGUGUGAGAUCCUGAAAGUGGGCGAGCUGCCUAGUGAGACCUGCAAUGAUUUCCACCCGAUGUUCUUCACCCAUGACAGAUCCUUUGAGGAGUUUUUCUGCAUCUGUAUCCAGCUCCUGAACAAGACAUGGAAGGAAAUGAGGGCAACUUCUGAAGACUUCAACAAGGUAAUGCAGGUGGUGAAGGAGCAGGUUAUGAGAGCACUUACAACCAAGCCUAGCUCCCUGGAUCAGUUCAAGAGCAAACUGCAAAACCUGAGCUACACCGAGAUCCUGAAAAUCCGCCAGUCUGAGAGGAUGAACCAGGAAGAUUUUCAGUCUCGCCCAAUUUUAGAACUAAAGGAGAAAAUCCAGCCAGAAAUCUUAGAGCUGAUCAAACAGCAGCGUCUGAACCGCCUCGUGGAAGGGACCUGCUUUAGGAAACUCAAUGCCCGGAGGAGACAAGACAAGUUUUGGUAUUGUCGGCUUUCCCCAAAUCACAAAGUCCUACAUUAUGGAGACUUGGAGGAAAGCCCUCAAGGAGAAGUACCCCAUGAUUCUUUGCAGGACAAACUUCCGGUGGCAGAUAUCAAAGCUGUGGUGACGGGGAAGGACUGUCCUCAUAUGAAAGAGAAAGGUGCUCUUAAGCAAAACAAGGAGGUGCUGGAACUUGCUUUCUCCAUCUUGUAUGACUCAAAUUGCCAACUGAAUUUCAUUGCUCCUGACAAGCAUGAGUAUUGCAUCUGGACAGAUGGGCUGAAUGCACUGCUUGGGAAGGAUAUGAUGAGCGACCUGACACGUAAUGACCUGGACACUCUGCUCAGCAUGGAGAUUAAGCUUCGCCUGCUGGACCUAGAAAACAUCCAGAUCCCUGAUGCACCUCCACCGAUCCCCAAGGAACCCAGCAACUAUGACUUUGUCUAUGACUGUAAUUGAAAUAUCCAGGCCUGGAAACCCUCCUCCCAAACUGGAAGUUCUGGCUAACUGCAGAGGGAUACACACACUUGCCCAUACCUCGGGAGCAUCUUUUGAUAGAGGGAAGCUGUGGGUCAUCCCUUCCUUUGGCCCCCACUCUUUUGGACCCUUUCCUGGCAUCUUGCCACUCCCUGAAUUCACUUCCAGACUCAGUUCUUUAGGUCACUUCCCAUUGCUGCAGUUCAUUGGGAGUGGGGCAGGACAUGAGCAAAAGCCACCACAAGUAAGAAAGUCAAGCAACACUCUUCAUUCUAACCCCUGGCAAGUAUAUCCUGGAGUAGGAAAGCCAGUAGCCUCAAGCUGCCCCCAAAUUUGCCCACCAAACCAUUUCUUCUGGGGUUGGGAAGAAAUGCCCUGCUAUGGAUGAGAAGACCAAAUGCCACAACCACCUGCCCUUUCUCUCGGGUCAGCAGACAUCACCAGCUCCAUGUGAGUUGAGAUCACUUUCACAGCUCCUCUCUUCCUCUCCCCUCCCUUGGCCUGUCCUGGUCCUCUUUGGUCCCAAGUGCAGCAGCAGCAACCUCAUCCUAGUCCUCACCAGCAUCAGGUACCCCAGUGGCCCCCAGAGCCUAUGCCUGCUCCGUGUCUGCACUGUGACCAUGACCACAGCCAACUUCUCAGCCACGCUAGCUCAUCUUGGGCUUCCUCUACACACCCCAGCCCAGACCUGCCUUCUUCAUGCCCAUGCUCUCUCAGCCUCUUAGCAGAAGCACAAAUGGAAUCAGUAGUCAAACUCCAUCUCUAAUAGACUAAACCUAAACGCCUCUAUGGCGGCUGUUACUAUCCAUGGGUUCAGUGUCACCUUCUCCUGGGGGCUCCUGCUGCAACCCAGGUUCCACAGGAUGGUCAAGCUGUCAGACAUCCAAGUUUACAUCGUUGUAAUUAUUACAGGUUCUACAAUUUGCAAGGGUUUGAGUUUUUAAUUUCUUUUAUCUUUUUUUUUGCUUUGUUUUUGUACAAAAGAGUCUAACAUUUUUUUGCCAAACAGAUAUAUAUUUAAUGAAGAGAUACACCAAUAUGUGUACUUUCCAGGUUUUUUUUAAUUAUCUUAAUUCCAAACAUCUUCUUGAGAAUAACAUGCCCUUAUACAUGCUGUGGAAUAAACUUAGAUGUGAUGAAUUGGG